AUGCCAUCUACAGACCAACAGCAGCAACAGGAGGUUGGCCCUGAGGACUUCACCGAUACCGACCCGGAAACGCAAGCCUUCCGAGUCCCUCCAAAUCAGAUGAUUAGGGAGGGUAUGGUCCCCACCGAUUUCCAAACCCAGCUUAUCAGCGAACUCGACCUUGGUAUGACCGGGAAACCUACUAUGGGUGAAUACGUUAUUGCCAACCCUAAUGACAGUUUCGGAUCGAGAGACGAGUUGUUGAGGAUCCUGACUGCCAUUAGAUUGGCCGCUAAGAUUGUGAGUAGGGAGAUUAACAAAGCUGGAGUAUCCACUCAAGUGUUGGGCUUGGCCAACAACACUAAUGUCCAAGACCUAAGUAUCGUCUUUAUUAUGAGCUUAAGCUCUCCUCCGUCCCCUCCUGAUACGAUACUAUUACAUCAUCAUCACUCUGAGGGACACGAAGCAGCCGGUCCGGCCAUACCUGCAGCCCCUCGGCUACCCCAAGAAGAACAACUUGUGGUUAUUCCGAUGAUGACGACGUCUGAGAGGAUCCCUACACCCCAACGACAAGUAUUGCCUAGUCGACCUCGAGGGCCCAUCCUACCACCAGCUCCUACUCAACAACAACCACUUAUGCCGACAGCAGCACAGAUGGCCGCCUUCAUGAAUGAGCGGUAUCUGGCAAGUCUACAACAGAAGUAUCACCAACAUCCGCCUUCACCUACUCCCAAGACCGAGUAUCAUCAACCAUCAAUCCGAGCCGAUCCUCCUAGACAGCCUCAACGACAAGAAACAAUAGAGUUCCCCGUCUUCACUGACCCGACUGAUCUGGCUGCCAAGCUGUUCAAGGAUGACGGAUCCUUCAGAAGGCUUCAUAUGGGCUCUCGUCGUCGUGACAGUCGCUGCUCCCUACAUCGACUGCUAGGGAGGGCUUGCAAGGGUAGGGGGACUCAAGUUGUCACAGAAUGCGAGUUCAAGGCCAAUUACGGUGUAUGGACCCUCGCCGGUCUGGACCGCAUCAAGAGUCUUCGGUCGAAGGGCUACACAAGCGCUCAAAUAUAUAGCGCAGUUGAAGCGGCCGCUGGUAUUGCACUACCAAUGCUUGAGAGGCUUCAAUAUCUUGAAGAUGCUCCUGGUAGUCGGAUCGCUAAGGCAUUGACAUUGCCAGGUAAGGCGGCGAGUGGUAAUGCCGUAAAGCAUCACAGAGGCCCCACCAAGGCCGAACUCAUGGCUAUAUGGGCGAUGUUAGAGGUACGUCAUCUGAAUGAGAGGGCAAGCGAAAGUGCGCUGUGA
Messenger RNA from Perkinsus marinus ATCC 50983, 1275 nucleotides. RefSeq lists its product as hypothetical. The record is from RefSeq and is a predicted model, not a curated record. The transcript is spliced from 4 exons. NCBI's taxonomy places the organism in Eukaryota, Perkinsozoa, Perkinsida, Perkinsidae. The coding region runs from base 1 to 1275 and encodes 424 amino acids.